Messenger RNA from Ananas comosus (pineapple), 1387 nucleotides. RefSeq names its product caffeoylshikimate esterase-like. The record is from RefSeq and is a predicted model, not a curated record. NCBI's taxonomy places the organism in Eukaryota, Viridiplantae, Streptophyta, Magnoliopsida, Poales, Bromeliaceae. Gene Ontology annotation, molecular function: lipase activity. The transcript has 2 exons. Gene Ontology annotation, cellular component: membrane. The coding region runs from base 231 to 1220 and encodes 329 amino acids.
AUAUAUAUAUAUAAAAUUGAUAGUCUCAUUGUUAGGAUCACACAACAACCUCCCAACCCUAUUAAAUACUCAAUUAUGUACACCACUAAAGCUUAAUCUCUUUUCUAAUUCACUAUAUGCACUCACUCCUAUAUAUAUAUAUAUAUAUAUAUAAACCCACAGAUUAAAUAUCUUUCACUUAGUUACAAAGUUCAUUCCAGUUGAAGAUCCUCUUUUCUAUAUUUCUCCUCAUGGCUCAUCCCAUACACCAAGCUAACAAGAGUAGCCCCUUUGGAGAACUCACAAGAGACGAGUUCUAUGCGAAGCACAAAGUGAUCCACCAAGAGUCCUUCAUGCUCAACAAGAGGAACAUGAAGAUCUUCACCCAAACUUGGCGCCCGGCGCCGCACUCCGCCGACCUAUCUGGCCUUGUCGCCAUGAUCCACGGGUAUGCCUCGGAGAGCAGCUGGAUUUUCGAGCUCACCGCGGUGGCCAUCGCAAAGCUAGGGUUCCUUGUCUGCGCGCUCGACCUCCCCGGCCACGGUCGCUCCGAGGGACGGCGGGGCCACGUCCCCACGGUGACGCCGGUCGUCGACGACUGCAUUCAAUACUUCAGCUCUGUCAAAUCGGCCCACGGACCGCUACCGUCCUUCCUCUACGGGGAAUCGCUUGGUGGGGCCUUGGCCGUCCUAGUCUACCUCAAGCAAAAGGGCGGGUGGGACGGUCUCGUCCUGAACGGCGCGAUGUGCGGCGUUUCCUCCAAGUUCAAACCGAUUUGGCCGCUCGAGAAGUUCCUCCCCGCCGCGGCCUUCAUCGCGCCGAAUUGGCGAGUAGUGGUGACCCAGUCCCUAAGGCAAAAGUCGUACAAGGAGGAGUGGAAGAGGGAGCUGGUGCGGCGGAACCCGCGGGCGCAAAAUUCGGAGCACCCGCCGGCGUCGACGGCGUUGGAGCUCACCAGGGUUUGUGAGGUGAUAGGGAGGAGGUGCAGGGAGGUGGACGUGCCCAUGCUGGUGCUGCAUGGGGAGGAUGACUCGGUGUGCGACUCGGACUCGGCCGAGUUGGUCUACGAGUUGGCUCGGAGCAAGGACAAGACCCUUAAGAUUGUGCCCGGGAUGUGGCACCAGUUGAUUGGCGAGCCUAAGGACAUAGUCGAGUUUGGGUUUGGGUUCAUUUUUACUUGGCUUAAGGAGAGGGCCAAUUCUCACUCCAGAAACGCUUAUGUAGCCAAUGGCCAUGUGUGACAGAGUACUACACGCUACAUAUUAUAUAUAUUCUCGCGCGAUAAUAAUUUGUACCCCAAUUAAUCUCAAUGCGACAUGUCAAAUAUUGAUAAAGAUUAAUUGAGAAUAUAUAAUAGUCUGAUUUUUUUUUCCAGUUAUUUUGAAAUAAUGUUUUAACUUUAUAUAUA